This is a messenger RNA of Portunus trituberculatus (swimming crab), 3517 nucleotides long. It is a transcript of the gene TER94, whose product is annotated as transitional endoplasmic reticulum ATPase. Gene Ontology annotation, biological process: autophagosome maturation; mitotic spindle disassembly; retrograde protein transport, ER to cytosol. The transcript is spliced from 15 exons. The record is from RefSeq and is a predicted model, not a curated record. NCBI's taxonomy places the organism in Eukaryota, Metazoa, Arthropoda, Malacostraca, Decapoda, Portunidae. Gene Ontology annotation, cellular component: cytosol; VCP-NPL4-UFD1 AAA ATPase complex; nucleus. Gene Ontology annotation, molecular function: ATP hydrolysis activity; ATP binding; polyubiquitin modification-dependent protein binding. The coding region runs from base 141 to 2525 and encodes 794 amino acids.
GCGGGGAAGUGAGAUAACCAAUAGUAGAGGCGAGGGUGGCGUCAUCCAACCCGCGCCGCGCAUUCCACCUCCUGCCAGUGUGCUCAGUACCUCCUCGCCAGCCUUACCUCCCUCAACCUCACGCCUUCCACACAGUCACCAUGGCCGAACAAGAAGACCUGGCCACUGCGAUCCUGAAGGAGAAGAAGAAGCCAAACCGUCUGGUGGUGGAGGAUGCCGUGAACGAUGACAACUCGGUGGUGGCACUCAGUCAGGCCAAGAUGGAUGAGCUGCAGCUGUUCCGAGGCGACACCGUGCUCAUCAAGGGCAAGAAACGCAAGCAGACUGUGUGUAUCGUGCUCUCCGACGACACAAUGAGUGAUGACAAGAUCAGGAUGAAUCGUGUGGUGAGGAACAACCUUCGCAUCCGCCUGGGGGACAUCGUGGCCAUCCAGCCAUGCCCGGACGUGAAGUAUGGCAAACGCAUUCACGUCCUGCCCAUUGAUGACACAGUGGAGGGCCUCACUGGAAACAUCUUUGAGGUGUACCUCAAACCGUACUUCCUUGAGGCAUACCGUCCCAUCCACAAGGGCGACCUGUUCCUGGUGCGUGGUGGAAUGAGGGCGGUGGAGUUCAAAGUGGUGGAGACUGACCCGGCCCCUUACUGCAUCGUCUCACAGGACACCGUCAUCUACUGUGAGGGAGAGCCGGUCAAGCGAGAGGAGGAGGAGGAACAGCUGAACGAGGUGGGAUAUGAUGACAUUGGAGGUUGCCGUAAGCAGCUGGCACAGAUCAAGGAGAUGGUUGAGCUGCCUCUGCGCCAUCCAUCACUCUUCAAGGCUAUUGGUGUGAAGCCCCCUCGAGGUAUCUUGCUGUACGGCCCUCCUGGUACUGGCAAGACACUCAUCGCCCGAGCUGUGGCCAAUGAGACUGGAGCAUUCUUCUUCCUAAUUAACGGGCCUGAGAUCAUGUCCAAGCUGGCCGGUGAAUCAGAGAGCAACCUGCGGAAGGCAUUUGAGGAGGCCGAGAAGAAUGCCCCGGCCAUUAUCUUCAUUGACGAGAUUGAUGCCAUUGCCCCAAAGCGAGAGAAGACCCAUGGGGAGGUGGAGCGCCGCAUUGUGUCGCAGCUCCUCACCUUGAUGGACGGCCUCAAGCAGAGGUCUCAUGUUAUUGUCAUGGCCGCCACCAACAGGCCUAACUCCAUCGACCCGGCCCUCAGGAGGUUUGGCCGCUUUGAUAGAGAGGUGGACAUUAGCAUCCCAGACACAACCGGGCGUCUGGAGGUGCUCAGAAUCCACACCAAGAACAUGAAGCUCUCCGAUGAUGUGGACUUGGAACAGAUCGCAGCCGAGACGCAUGGCCACGUAGGCGCUGAUCUGGCCGCCCUGUGCUCUGAGGCGGCCCUUCAGCAGAUCAGGGAGAAGAUGGACCUUAUUGACCUUGACGAUGAUCAAAUUGAUGCUGAGGUGUUGAACUCCCUGGCUGUGACAAUGGAGAACUUCAGGUUUGCCAUGGGUAAGAGCACCCCGUCGGCCCUCAGGGAGACUGUGGUGGAGGUGCCCAACAUUACCUGGGACGACGUUGGUGGCCUGGAGAACGUCAAGAGGGAGCUGCAGGAGUUGGUGCAAUACCCCGUGGAACACCCAGACAAGUUCCUCAAGUUUGGUAUGACGCCCAGCAAGGGAGUCCUCUUCUAUGGACCCCCGGGAUGUGGUAAGACGCUGCUGGCCAAGGCUAUCGCUAAUGAGUGUCAGGCUAACUUCAUCUCCAUCAAGGGCCCCGAGCUGCUCACCAUGUGGUUCGGCGAGUCUGAGGCCAACGUGCGAGAUGUGUUUGACAAGGCCCGUUCUGCUGCCCCCUGCGUGCUGUUCUUUGACGAGCUGGACAGCAUUGCCAAGGCUAGGGGUGGGUCGGUGGGUGAUGGUGGUGGCGCUGCGGACAGAGUUAUCAAUCAGGUCCUGACAGAGAUGGACGGCAUGGGGGCUAAGAAGAAUGUGUUUAUCAUCGGUGCCACCAACAGGCCGGACAUCAUUGACCCAGCCAUCCUGCGUCCCGGCCGUCUGGACCAGCUCAUCUACAUCCCACUGCCUGAUGAGAAGUCUCGCGUCCAGAUCCUGAAGGCCUGUCUCCGGAAGUCCCCCGUGUCCAAGCGUGUGGACCUGGAUUAUCUAGCUAAGGUGUCACAUGGGUUCUCCGGCGCUGAUUUGACCGAGAUCUGCCAGCGCGCCUGCAAGCUUGCCAUCAGACAGGCUAUUGAGGCAGACAUCCGCCGGGAGAAGGAGAGGGCCGAGGGUGACAACAUGGAUAUGGAGGAGGAGGACCCAGUGCCAGAGAUCACCCGGGACCACUUUGAGGAGGCCAUGAAGUUCGCCCACCGCUCCGUCUCGGACAAUGACAUCCGCAAGUAUGAGAUGUUCUCCCAGACGCUACAGCAGAGUCGUGGCUUUGGAUCAAACUUUCGCUUCCCCGACCAGCAGGGGCAGGGCGGCACCAGUCAGGGCGGGAACUUUGGCAAUGACGGGGAAGACGACGAUCUCUAUUCCUAAGUUCCAUUCCUCCCUUAUCCAUCCUCCUGUGAGCCCCUGACCUGCUGCCGUUACUGGUGUUGCUGCCACCACCACCACUACCGCCACCACCACUGCUGCUGCUGCUGUCUGUACUGCUUCACUUCAUGGGGUCAGGAACACCACCACAGCAGCAGCAGCAGCAGCAGGAAUGGCAGUGAUGACCACAUUAACACAACACAGCCAUGUUGUUCCUCUGUGAAGCAGAGAGAGAAAGACUAAAGGGACACAGAGAUUAGUAUAAAGUUAAGUUGUGUAGGGAUGUUGAGUACACUUACAUACACACAUACUACAUACACACACACACAUACACUCACCUGCAGUUGAGCCAGUGUGUGGCAUGCCGUGCAGGGGAUGCAGUUACUUAGCCAGCUGGCCAGCACCGCCGCGGCCAGACCGUGUCGGGCGUGGCCAGCGCAGCGUUGGGCAUGAGCUGCUGGUCAGGGUACAUACUAGAGUAAGGGCGUCCAGCAGUGUACAGGGCACCGGGGACUAGGCAUCCCCACCGCCCUGCCCUCCACUACCAUCAUCACCACCACCACCACCACCAGGCACCCUUACCUCACCCCGGCAGGAGGAGGGGCAGGGCAGCCGGGCGGCGGCGAGAUGACCGGCCGCCAGCUGAGGUGUUUUAUAUCGUAGACACUGUGGUGUUAUUUUUGUGUAUCUAGGGAAAAGAGCAAGUGUUUGCAUUCUGGUUAAUCCAUUUAGGGCUCAUGAGUUAUUCCUAGGAUUAAGGGUUUUCUUUCAACUUCUGUUCUUUUUUAUUAUUAUCUUCCUUCAGUCUUCUCUGCAGUUUUAGUUCCAUCUUGUAAUGUGAGUGUGAGGCCGCUGUGUGGCUGUGUGCCGUGCAGGUGAGGGUGUGUCCAGGUGAAGACAGCCUGAGAUGCAAGGUGUCUGUGUAUCAUAAUUACCUGUUUAAGUGUUGAUACAUAAACUUAACCUUUUCUUACACAUUAAAAGAGAAGUCUUGA